Paramuricea clavata is the source of this 1908-nucleotide messenger RNA. The record is from the annotation of a GenBank genome assembly. NCBI's taxonomy places the organism in Eukaryota, Metazoa, Cnidaria, Anthozoa, Malacalcyonacea, Plexauridae.
UUUUUGACUCGUUUGUUUUUCCACAUUUAGCAAUUUUUGAAAUAAAACUUUGGUAACCAGUACACUUGUCCCUGGGUACUUCAUGAUAGGCUGAGUGAAAGGAACCAAAAAAAUAUGACUAUAUGACUCGUGUUGAAAUUCGAUUCGUUCAAAGUACAAAAAUGGUCUUUUUUUAAAAAUUAUGUAGAAAUGUUUAUAAUUUUCGAGUGCUUGUUUAAUUUCUGCCAAGGAUGGCUCGUCCUGUAGUACAAUUGCUUAUUUUAUUGCUCGCUAUUCCGGCGCAAUAUUUUAUAACUUUGUGGGGCUCGAAUAGCACAGAUGACACGUCCAUCAAAGUCAGAAAGUGAGUGAUUAUUUUUCUUUUAAAUUCUCAAUAUUUUUAACGUGCCAUCUUGUAGUAUGCAAGGCAAUGGUGAAUAGUUUAUUUGGAUGAAUAUACAAAGUGUACUAAAUAACUAAAGUUUAAUUUUUAGGCCUUAAAAUAUCUUACAGGGCCGUUUCACAAAAUGUCCAAUUGCUUUGAAUUUGGGUCGGACAUAUGUGUGAUAUGAUGUCCGAUGAUCUUCAGUUCAGUUUGGCUCGGAAAUAAGUUGAAUGACGCAAAUAUCAGCAUAACGUAUUAAUUCUGGACAGUAAAUGUUGUGAAGAUAAUAAAUAAUUUGUGUCAUUCAUACUUAUUUCCAAGCAAAAAUUAACUUGCUUCCCAAGAACAGCAGUAUAUAUAAGCUAAGGUAAAGGGCCACCCACCCUCCCCAGAUUACGUCAAUAGCCCUAUUCACAUUAGAGACGGACAAGUCGUCUUGAUGAACAAAUUGUCUCUCAAAAAUCGUCUUCACAGACGGACAAGUAGUCGAACAAAUUCAGAUGGCUUGUUUGUCUAAAAUUUUGUCCGACACGUUUUCACAUCUGAUGAUUUGUACGACUAAAAGACGAUUUUGAGACAAUUUGUUCGUCUAGACGACUUGUCCGUCUCCUAAUGUGAAAACGGCUAAUCGAUAUUCAAUCGUAUUUUGACUUUCGUAUUUAUAAUACAAAAGCUGUACUAACUGUGAUAUAGUUACUUUGGAAAUUAAUUGUCAUAUUGCCAUGAGAUAACAUCGACAAAGUUCACAUAAAAACCCACCCAUCCACUCGUAACGUCGAUCAGUAACGUAGCCAGCCUGACGAUUUAGUCCCGCUAUUCAAAUAUUUUUGUGUUCAUUGACUGUGAAAACAAUCAAUUUCUAAAGAAAUGAAUAAUGAUAAUAAUUUUGAAUUUGCAAUAUGUCACUGACGUUGAUUCGAUGUUAUUUGUGGCAACAUAUGGAUGUGGCCCCUAAGAUGUCAACAACUUAAGCCCGUUUUCCACCAUUUCGCUCGCCGUCAGCAACAUUUUGAUUUACGUCGGACAAAGCUACAGUUGACCUCAGUUUCACUAUUCCAGACUUGUAACAACUCUACAAGAAUUCUGUAAGAAAUGGUUCGUGCCGAGGACUUGGUUGGACGAGUUGAAAAAGCUUUGGUUCUACCUGACCGACAACCAAGGCCAGUGUGUUGCCGUGGAGGUCAUGAAAUAUCGCAGCGAGGUUGGCUAUUUUGGUAACAGUCCCGAACCGAGACACGAAAGAUCGGCCAAAGUGAAGUACAGGAUUGGUCAGGUGUUCUUGCAUAAAUCGGCUGGUUACCACGGCGUCAUUAUAGGCUGGGACACCCAUGCCAGGGUAUGAAAUUUCUGGUUUUAUAUGCUUCGUAUGGAAAAGUUUAUAUAUCCACAUGACUGGUAUUUCACAUACUAGCCAUUUUUUAUUGAAUUUUAUAUGUAUUAGCCCGUUGAUGGGUUAAUCAAAUAGUAUUUUGAGGCAAUUUUUAACUUUAUUUAGGCGCCUGAUACCUGGCUUGAGGAACACUAUGGAAGUAGCGCAAUGGUGA